AAGAAAUACCAACAAUGGAGUUCAUCGGAUUUUAUAGUUUUAAAGAAAAUUUAUUAUUUUACAACUUUGACAACAUAACCUAACAACUUCAUGUAGCAUGAAUAAUAUUUUGAUAUGUCAAGAUAACUUUAGAGUAGAUAUCGCUCAGAUCGAUCCUGCAUUUUGGUCACAAAAUGCAAAACAAGUUGUCCAGAAUUCUGAGGACGUCAAUGUUUACAAAAUGUCACCUACCAAUAAUAAUGAGAAAGAGACUAAGUCAAGGUUCUCUCAUAUUGAGGAAGGCUUAGAAUCCUCCCUGAGCAAUGAGGCACAAAGUACCAUCAGCAGAAUAGUUAAUGAAGUAAAGAGUUUAUCAGAUGUAGAAAAACUGUUCCUGUAUUUAAAACUACCUACAGGAGAUUCAUGUAAAGAGUUUAGAAAGACCCCAACUAUAGGUGUACAGAAACCUAACAGAACACAGCAAGCCCAGACAUAUACAUGGAUCAAGUCACAUUUAGAGGAAGAUGAACUUAUCUGCCUACCUAAACAAGAUGUGUAUGAUGAUUACAGGUCCUAUUGUGAAAAUCAUGAUAUAAAGCCCCUCAGUACAGCUGAUUUUGGCAAGUUGAUGAAAUCAGUGUUUCCUAAUGUAAAACCAAGAAGAUUGGGACAGAGAGGGCAGUCAAGAUAUUGUUAUGGAGGACUAAGGAAGAAAUUAGAUGUUCUGCCGCCCACAUUACCCGAGUUAGAAAUAUUAUCAAAUACUGCACCUGGAAAUGAAGAUGACGAACUCAACACAGCCUCUUGUCAACUGGUGUGUGAGUGGGCCCACAAACUUCUCAGUGCUAACUUCCAGGGGAUACGUGAUCUGGCUGAAUAUCUUAUCAGUAACCUGUGUGUUAACAGUAAAUCAGUAGCAGCCUUCACUGUCAUUGCUGCUAUGGAGGAUGCAGGAAUACAGAAUAUUAAAGAGCCAUCCUUGUUUUCCAACAGCACCGGUGGGGACAGACACAAAGAAACACAAAUGUUACUUCAGAGAAAACUACAAGAAGGUAAACUGUUACGUGAACAAAAGAAAAAACUUCAACAGCAACGCGAGGAAAACGAACAAAAGUUAAAAGAAACUCACGAUCGACAAACUCCAUUUAUUACUUCUCCAUCAAUCCAGCAGGUGAUCAAAUCUCCCAUUAAACGAUUGUUUGAAGACGGUGGAAAUCGAUCAAAAAGUGUACAAGGCAAAACAGAUUUACAGCGUAGUCAGUCGGUCAUGGUUGUUCAGCAGCCGAACAAAACAAAACAAGAAAGAUCAAAGUCUAUUUCUGAAGUUGAUGUUGAAAUGGUUAGUGAUGAAAAAGACAAAUCUGUGUCCAGUUUGAAUAGUGGGCAACCAAAAAGAUCUGGUAAUAACAAAAAUCAGAUCUCAACUAGGAAGAAUCAGCCAGUAGAUGUUGCUAGGAAUCUAAAUAUAGAAAUUUCUAAAAAUAUUCAAAUGGACCAAAAUAUUCUUAGAGAGCUAACAACAGUACAAUGUGAAGAAAACACUGCCAAUGUGAAUUUUGUUCAUGAAAGUAAUGUGAAAUCAAAUCCAAGGUUUAAUAUAGAACAAAGAGAAAAUAGGAACAUAAACAAUCAAGCUGAAAUUGAAAGUAGGAAUAUAAACACUAGAGCUGAAAUUGAAAGUAGGAUUUCUGAUGAAGUUGAUGGAAACCGUCCAGUGAAUACUAAUAAUGUUUUAUUAAUGGAAGUAGAAAGUGAGAAAACUUCUAGUCAGAUUCAGCAUAUCAUCAGAAAACCGUCUCUCAUUUCCGCCAAUGUAUGGAACAUUCCUGUAUCUGUCAAUGACUAUAAUUCCUUCAACACUAACAUUGAAACGUCUGUCGGAAAUGAAAGUAUUAAACAGUUGUUGAAUAGUAAUUCUUCAACAGUUGAGAGGGCUGACAGUGAUUCUGCCAAUCUGAUAAGUUCUGCCAACCAUUCAUCUCGUAGUGCUUUUGUUCCAUUUUCGCAAAUCCAAAGCAGGAAGGAUUCCAAUGUUGACUUGUGUAAAGGUCCGUCCAUUAAUUUGACACAAAGUGAUGGUCAGAUUUUUAUAACUGUUCCGAACAACUUUGAUAUCACCAAACUUCCGUCCCAUUAUUUGGAGAAGAUAGAACAAGUUGCUGGUCAAAGUCAGACAUUGAGAAAAGACCGUCCAUUUGGAUCUGUUACUGAAGCACCCAAGAGGACCACAGAAAGUUUAGUAGGAAAAGUUAUGUUUCAACCUGUUUUACAAAGUGGGAUUAUUGCCCCAAGCAAUUUGGUUGUGUCAUCAACAAAUAUGUCGAAGACUGCCAUGAACAAUUCUUUGCCAGCCAUGGCCUCAUCAACUGUUUCUAUGGAGACCAAAAACAAAGGAACUGUAUUGCCGCAGCAGUUAACAUCAGAUGGCAAACUCAUCUUGCCUGCACAUUUCAAUAUAGGAGGAAGUUCUGGAAUUGUUCUUGGACAAGGUCAGAUCUCCGAUAUCGGGAAGAAUGUUAGUUCAGUACCAACUUCUGCACAUACAGUUAUUCUACCUGUCACCACUACAAGUUCUUCCUGCAGUCAGCUGCUCAAACAGAUGGCUCGUGCUCCAGAAAUCGCUUUGCUGGCGCAACAGGCAAACAAUCAGAAUGUGAUAAGGAGACAGACGCUAGGCUUUGUCGGAAAUCAAGCAAAUAAUCAGAAUGUUUUACUAAGACAGACAAUAGACCUUAUAGGAAAUCAGCCAAACAUUUGUUCAAGUGGCUCUAUAAAAGUUGCUAUCAGUGCUACAGAUAAAAGUCACCAGUCAACCAUCCAACAAUUUUCACCAGGAACUGUUGUUCAAGCAUUGCUUUCACCAAAUGUUACCAACGUUCCAUCCAUUAACAGACCGGUUGUGUCGCUUACAACACUUCAAUCACCUAGUGCUAACAAUCUGCCUUCCAUUAUGAGACCAGUUGCUCCAGUUACAACACUACAAUCCCCUAGUGGUUACAAUCUUCCAUCCAUGAUCAGACCGGUUGCUCCAGUUUCAACACAACAAUCCCCUAGUGGUUACAAUCUUCCAUCCAUGAUUAGACCGGUUGUAUCAGUUCCAACGCUACAAUCACCAAUUGCUACAAAUCAACCGGUUGUGAGUUACCCAGACGUCUCAAUGUCAUCGGUGCCAUUAGUUGUCCCUCGUUCAAGUCCCAUUUCAUCCGUCUCAACAUCGCUAGCUAUUUUGAAGUCUCCGAGCAAGUCGUCCAUGUCAUCAUUCAAGGUUGUAAAUUCAACACCAUCUACACUGUGUUCAAUUGUUCCACUCAAUAAUCAGGAGACUUUGGAUACUUCACUUCAUUCGAACCCGUCCACUCCUAAGAAAUCCACAAAAAGCAGAUUUGCACCCAUUCGUCCAAAAGCCUCGCCAGUAAAAACAAUAUCAACAAUUUUGAAGGACACUAAAAUCACUCCAACUGACAAUUUUGUUUAUGACAAAUCUAAAUCUGUGUCUGAACUUCUAAAGGAGAAAAGAGCCCGUGAGGCUGAGCUUGCUUUGAAGAACAAGCAACAUUCUGGUGCUCAAAAUGUUACAGGGACCAUUAAUAUAGACAUAUCAAAUAGUCAGAAUUUGCCGGGUACAAUUAAUCCACAGAUGUGUUCAAAUGUAGAAAACGGGACAAAUAUUCCAGUUUCAGUUGGGUCAUUUUUUGUACCAGCUGAUCAUAGAAAUGUCAAAAAUCUGUUCAAUGUUGGAAUGUCUCAGAAGAUACAACCUGGGACAGGACAGGACAGGACGGACAGACUACAGAGCGGACAAAUGCAAGUUCCUCCAGGAUUAGUGUCUACAGGGGAUGUUGUUUAUGUAAUAAAUCAUGUACCUCAACCACUUGAUAAAUCACCCGUUAAAUCGUCCGUAGCAAGACCAAAUACGCUUAGCCUUGGUCAGGAUACCGGGGAGAGAAAGAAAGGAGUUGAAAGCCCUGAUUUGAACGAUGAUGAUACGAUGGAUAUAGAAGAUGUUCUGAAAAUGUAUAAAGAAAAAGAAAAUGAUAUGGAGGUUUCAUGUGAAACACCUUCCAAAUUUGCUAAAAUUGAAGAUGGUGACCAGAUUGUUCAUUCUCGACCAGGAUCCAGGUGUUCUGCUGAUAUAGAGCAAGCUGGUGGUAGAAAAAGGAAAUUUUUCAACACUGAUAAUGGCCAGUUUAGAUGUUUCGGUAGAAAGAGGUUGAAUUCAGGAGAUGAAAAUGAUGAUGAUGUUAUUCUAUUUGAUCCUCUUGAGGAAAGCACUGAAAAUAGACGUGAGAGUCGUUCAUGUACGUUUGAAAUAGAUGGGAGCCCUAAAACAAAUAAGACAAUCACAUCAGCUCUGAAGCACAAAAGUCAACACUCUCCAGAUAUUAGCAUGCUAGAGAUAGAUGCCUUGAUAGAUCUAGUACAACCUGAACAGCCACAUUCAGUAAGGCCACUGAGAAAAGUUAGUUCAGCAGCAGUCGGGGUGAACUCCUUGUCUUUAAGGAAGUCUCAACAACAAUUGUUAAAAGAAAAGCCUCUACUAGAUCAAAUGAUAAAUACUUUCCUGCAGAAGAAAGAUAGAAAUAUCACAGAUUUUGGUUCAAUAGAUGCCAAUGCUUCAGGAAAUUUUUCACAUGUUAACACUGCUGGAAAGUCAAACUUUCAUUUUGAAAAUGAGCGUUUGCUGCAUGAUAGAAGCAAGUCAUUUAGCGAUGCUCCUUUGUCUGACAACAUGAGUAUUUCACAUCUAAAUGUUCCACAUGAGCAUGACAUUCUACAGAGUAGUACUGGCUUUGCUGUACCAACAGAUUCAGAACUACCAAUGGAAGCAGACAGUGAUUUGCCUGCAGAAAUUGCUGAUUUCAUUACGGAACAAGUUACCAUGGUUACUGGUGGCAUUAUGGGUAAUGAUCCAAAUGAUAAUGUAGAAAAUGCUAAAUUUUCAAAAGAUGUUGAGGCUAUUCAGAAGAAAUUGCACACUAUUUCAAAUAAUGAAAUGCAUAGCCCAAGGAAUACUUUACAAAAUUUUGAAAUAAAUUCAAAUCAGAUGAAAGCAUUACAGCAACUGCAAUCAUCAAGACCUCAAAGUAGACAAGGAAGUAAUAUAGAGGUAAAUAAAAUGGGAACUUCCAGGAUUGCUGAUCGUCCAACAAAUGUAGGAGAUGUCUUUGCUAGUCCUCAAAGACCUGUCAGUAGGAGACAGAGGACACCCUCCGUUGAAAGAAUAACAUCACAGAUUUCAGCAAAUUCAGCUUUGGAUCGAAGGUCUGUUACGACUCCUACAUUAUUUCCAAGUCCCAUUCAUUCCACAAAUGUUAGAAGACGAGAAACUUCAGUCGACAGGAUGACCAAUCAGACACCAUUCUCAGAUCCUGGAUAUGGAAGCAUUGGGGCCAGUCCUAUAUUAAAUCCAACACCAGUUUCACAGUCCAUAAAUUGUGACACCUCAGUUACAUCGGGACAUAAUUCUAGUUUUAUGUCAACUCGUGCAGACUCAGCUCAAAGCAUUGCUAGCGAUACAGCAAUGUUCAGCCCAGUGUCGUCAGCUAUCUCACCACGAUUCCAGACCUCAACGCCUUAUCCUUUACAAUCACCAAGUCAGACACCGUGUAGAAAUAUAAUACAGAGUCCAAUAGAUGGAACUGGUCCGGUCCAGUCUUUUGUACCGAUUCAAGGUUCACAGUUCCAGAUUGACAGCAAUGUGACCUUGAUAAAGCCUGUCGUGACAGUGGCUAUGUCUCAGUCUAAUCAAACAUCGUCAGGACCUCUUCAGGCUAAGGAACAAACUAAACUAAGGAAGGAUCUUAUUGGAAUUGGAAGCAUUUUACCAAGAAGUGAACAUCAGGCAUUACAAAAACCACCACCUUCCUACAGUGAUGCUUUAUUAUCACAAUUACAGGGUAAUAGAAUGGAUCAAAAUAGAUUGUCAAACAAAGGUGCGUUUGAUGUUCCAUCUCAAGGUGCGUUUGAUGUUCCAUCUCAAAGAAAUGACAAUGUUAUUUCACAACAACAACAAGAUACUGGAAAUGGGAAUACAGAACAGUUGAUGGUUGCACCAUUUUCUCACAGACUGGCAUUGAUGUCUACAAAAUAUGGAAGUCGUAAAGUGAAUAGAAGUUCUUCAGAUUUACAUAAUCGGUCACUGCCAGAACAUUUAUUACAAAGUAGUGAUUCUAGUGUAUACCCAAACAGUGGACUAUCUCAAAACGAUGAAGACCAUGAGAAAUCGUUACAAAUUGAAUCUAUCAAAGCAAGUUUACAAAACAAUAGUCUUGAUCUAGUUAAUUUCAUUCCAGACUUCGACAGUCAAGAUAUCUCAAGGUCGCAGAACACAGUAGAGGUAGGGGUCAGAAGGUCGGAGAGAAAAAUCAGACAUAGAAAAAGUGAUUUAGCGAUUGAGAAAAUGAUGGAUGACGAUGAUAUAGAAUUUAUCGCUAAAAGGAAUUUGUCACUAGAUUUGGAACGAAAUACAAGUUUCAAUGAAGACGAUCUAGAAACGACCCUUGAGGAUCUUAAAUCACUGGAUGGACAAUACUUUACACACGAUAACCAAGAUAACAGAUUUAUUUAAAAUGGUUAUGUUUUAAUUAGUAGUAAAUUAAUGUAUUAGAUAGUGUGCUGGUUUAAAAGUUUUUACCAUUUUGUAAGAAAAUUAUGGACUAACAAGCCAAAUAGAAAACUUUUUAAGGGAAUAUUUUUUUUUAGGCUAGAGAUUAUUUUGAUAAAAAUUUAAAAUAAAGAUGGUGAUUUAUUGUGCAUGAUUACAUAUUUUUUCAUGAAACCAUAAAAUAGCAUUUGAAAAAAUCUUUUUUUUUUUUUUGAUAGGGGGGAAAACAAAUAAGUUUUUCAAACUUAAAUGAGAACUAAAAAUAAUUUAGUGAAUACCUUACUUCUCUGAAUUUAUAUUUCACUGAAAGUUUCUUAUCUCGAUUUAUUUUAGUUUUUCGCAAGUUGAUUUAUUUGUAAAGUGAUUUAUAAAGUUUUUGUUUUAUAUACAUGAUUCUAUUAAGAUUUCAACCAGUUCACAAAAUUUCAAUGGCAAAACAAAAGCAAUAAGCCUUUGUACAUGAAAUAAAACUUUUCUGUUGUUAAGUUAUGGUUAGUAAAGAAGAGGAUUUAUUUUGCGUCCAUUAUUGUUUUUUUUUCGCUGGUACAAUGAAGAUUUGAUCUCAUUUUGACCUAAAAUUUAUUGUGUUAUUGUGUGAAAUGUUGCGUGAACCAUGACGAAAUUAUUGAUAUGGCUAAAAAAAUGUUGUAACAAUAUUGAAUAUAAGUUUUUAUGUACCAGUGUUUAAGGUUUUUUGCCUGAAAAUUCCACUGACUGGUUAACUAAUGAAAGACAUUAGUUUUUAUUUAAAGUGCAUGUAUUAUCAGACUUUCUGUAAAUUCAGAAAUUAUUCUUUGCAUUUUUUAUUGCAACUUUUUAAGAAUUGUCAAAAAGGUCAGAUUAAUUUAAACAAUUUCUGAAAACUCUGCAUGCAACUAUGUCAUUUUUCGCAUUACCUUUUUAAGAAAAAUAUCACUUCAAUUAAUUUCUGAAUUUACAGUAUGCAAAAUUGUUUAAGAAGGUUAUGAUUUGUCUAAAUAAUUGUAUAAUGCUACCCUUGUAAAUGUUAAUGAGUGUACAUAUUACAUGUGUAUAAUGUGUACAUACAUAUGUGUGUAUAAUGUGCUUCUGAACUAAUCAAGAAGUCUGUCAAAAGAAUUAAUAGGAGACCAGUUAAUUUUGUUUAUUUUUUAGUCCAGCCUUCAAUCUCUACCACAGGCCCAACAGCCCAAAAUUGGUAAAAUUGCUAAUUGGUUUGCUAGAAUUUAUAUUACGGACCAACAUAGUCUAUAAAAAAGAGCCAUGGGCCUAGGGCUGCACAAGUUUAUUAUAAAGACUGCAUUAAGUCCUGCCUAAAGUUAAAUGUAAUAUGUCGAUGCCUUGUGAUGGAAACUUUUGAAAUUUUUAAUGAUAAAUACAUAAUUUUUAAAGGCAAGUAAUUUGUGAAAAUAUAGCUUCUUUUGACAAACUUCAUGAAUAUGUUCCUAUAUAUAAUUGCCUUGGACUGCAGAAUUUUGUAUAUAUGAUGUAUUUGUAAAUAUAUAUUUUAUACAUUACUUUUGAUAAGUAUGCAACUAUAGUGCUUUUUAUACAAAAUAAGUGCUUUUUAAAAAGUGUCCCUUAAAAUUGAAUAAUUGCCAACAAUUUUUGUUUUGUUUUUUUUACAAAUUAUUUUAAUGUCUCUUUUUAUAUCAUCUAAAAUUCAUUCAUUUAAAUCAUUAAAUAAUUUUAUAAUGAAAUCAUAAUAAUUGCUAAUUUUCAACAUAAUCAUGAUAAUAAACAACAAUUUGCCUCGUUUAUAUAUUAGUAUUAUCAUUUUUAGUUUAAAGAUUUUUCAAGUCUUAAAUUUUUUCAUGAGAGAAAUAGUUUUUUUUUUACAGUUAAUUUUGAUUAUUUCAUUUUAAAAGGAUAGUCAAAAUAGAACACAUUGUUUGUAUGUGAACAUUAGCUGUAUAAAAAAAGCUUGUUUAGGUACUUUUGUCUUUGAUGCCAUUAAUUAUUUCCAUUUUAUUGCUAUGUGGGUUUCAAAUUCUUGUUUUCACACUUUUAUUUCUGUAUGAGACUUGUUUAUUGUGUACAUUUAAUGCAUAUCAACGGUUGUUUUUUCCUCUAUUGUAAGUUUGGGUAUUAAUGUAUACAAUUGUAUACUGUAAAUUCAGAAACUUUGGCCUCCUUUUAAUAUUUUGAUCAAUGGAAUUAGAAUUGAAAUCAAUUAUAGCGAACAAUAAAUGCUGCAGAGAAACAUUUUUUAAUUUGGCAAAACUUAUCCUGUUGCCAUUUUAGCAACACUAACAGUACAAAUUUUGGCAACAUGGCAACAAUUUCUGAAUUUACAGUUUAAGACAGCAUUGGCUACUAUUACAGCUAUUUCUACUCUUUAUUUGUGCUAGGAAAUGUAUCUUUGUUAUCCGCAUUUUUGUUAUCCACAAAAAAAUGCUAGUUAUCCAUAAAAUCUAAGAAAACUGGUACAAUGUACUUAUUGAUAAAGUUACUGUUUAGUAAUGAUUUUGUUGCAUAUUUGUAUCAUAUUAAUGUCAGAAUUAAUGAAAAACUGUUAUUUUGUUGUAAAACUUUUAUUAUUAUUGUUAUUAUAAUACAUAUUUAAACUGCAUUCAACACUUUGUCUAUUUUGAAUAUACACAAGAAAGAUUUAUAAGAGGACAUUUGGAUAUUCAGAAAAUGGAAUAGACAAAAAUGCGAAAUUUUUAAUUGUGUCCUUAUGAAAAUCUGAAAAUAGCUCUAUGCUUCAGAUAUUAGAAUGUGAGUUCUUAUUACUGUGGAUUAAUUUAUUUUCGUGGGUAUCAAUUUUCGUGGAAUGCUGAAAACUGGCAUAUUCGUGGAUAUUUGAUUUCGUGGUUUUGCUAAUCUCAGUAUACAAGGCCUAUUGAAAAUAUGUUAUUCGUUGAACAUUUGAAUUCGUGGUUCACCUUUUCCCACGAAACCCAUGAAAAUUGGUAUCCAACGAAUAUUAAUGAAUCCACAGUAUUGUAUUUAUAACAGUCACAUUAAUAAAGUCUUACAAAAUUUUGGAAUAAACAGUUUACUGUUCAAGAUUUGACCUAUUAAACUGUCAGUUCAAAAACGUAAUGAAAAAUAAAGUGGAAAACUUUUUAACUUUUACAAAACAAAAACAGUCUUGAAUGCAGAGUAUAUUGGUAGAUUUGUUAGUGUAUAGAUUUUAUAGUAUAUAUAUAAUUUGUAAUAUACUAAAUUAUAAAUUUCCUUUGAUCUCAUGUAGGGAAAAGUAUUUUCUUCACAGCAAAUUUUGCUCACAUGGGUUUUAUAUUGUAAAAACAGAGUUUUACAAACUAUAAAGACACCUGUCUUUUGUUACAAUUUCAAAUGGAAAUUUCAUCAUUUAAGGCAAAUUAAAACACUUGAAAUAGUGCUAUAGGAUUUGAAACAGCAUGGUUCCUUCAAAAAACUAUUGUACAAAAUAUUUAGAAGACAUAAGGGUUUUAGAAUAUCUUUUUGAAACUAUUUUCUUUCAAUGCCUAAAACGUUUUUCCUAUUUGUUUAAUGUGACUUAUUUCCUGUGAAAUCCAUUAAGUACAAUUUUGCCGUGAACAAAUAUUAGGUAGGGUUUCUUUGAAUAAUAAGUACUUUUUUAAAACUUUCUAAAUAUUGACAGGUAAUUUAUACUUGAAGCUUCAAAAAGAACACCAAUUUAAAAAAAUUAGGCAUCAUGUUAUUACAAAACCCUGCCAACACUGAUGCUGUGUUUAGGAAACCAUUAGAGGCUGGUUGUGACUCUGUUCUUAGGUGACUUGGUUUGCCAUUUUUCAACUGCUGUAAAUUGUAAUUCUCUUUUUGCAAAUAAUACAUUGAUAAUUGUAAAAAAAUAUAUGCAUCUAUUAUAUAUGAGGCUCAAAAAGUGGCCCGGGGCCCUGCACACCCCUUUAAUCAGCAUAUUUAAAUCUUUAGGUGUAAUUUACCUGUCAUGGUUGAAUGAUUUCUUUCGAUCUCUUAUGUUCUCACUUAAUGCUUCAAAUAUGCAUUGCUAUUGUCUAGCAUUGGUGUACAAGUUUUCUUAAGAAUUAUUUAUUAGAAUUAAAUGAUCGGGUAUUAUUUACAUGACAAAUUGAAGAAAUAUUCGACUUCAAAAUUUACAAAAAAAACUUGAAAGCAAAUGCAUGCUUUAUUAUUGUGAUUUCAGAAAAAGAAUCUUAAAACCAAUGAUAAUUAAAUUUAUAUGAUUUUUCUUUUAUCUGGGCACAAAUUUUACAAAGAUAAAAUAUCACAAAAAUUUCUGAUUGAAUACAAUGUAUUUAUAGAUUGUGAUUGUUCUUGGUCCAUAAGAAAUCAGAUAAAACAAGUCACAUGACAUUGUGGUUGUCCUCUGUCCAAUGAGAAAUCAGUAAAACAAGUCACAUGACAUUGUGGUUGUCCUAUGUAUGUCCAAUGAGAAAUCAGUAAAACAAGUCACAUGACAUUGUGAUUGUCCUCUGUCCAAUGAGGAAUUAGAUCAAUAAGUCACAUGGUGUUGUGGAUUAUCUUCUGUCCAAUGAGAAAUCAUAUUAACCAAGUCAUAUUGUGUUCACUUAUAAUUAUAGGUUAGUCACUUUGCUUAAUUUAUAAAUUUUAUCUAAUACUCUUUUAUUUAACAUAUCUAUUUAUUUAAUGCUUCAUUCCAUUUUAUUUUUUUCCGUCCAUUAUUUGUUCUUUUCUUCCUUUAUGUAUAUCAUUCUGUCCAUUAUAUAAAAUAAUUAUGUUAGUUUUAGUAUUGAAUAAACUUUCCCUAAAAGAUUCCUAAUUUGAAAUAUGAAAUUUCAAUUAAAAAUGAUAACAAUUAUUCCACAGAUUUGCUAGAAAAGUGUGCAUGUUUUAAAAACUAUUUUAUAUCCUAGAUAGAAGUUUUUUUAUUGUUUUUUUUUGUUACCAAAAUCUUGAGGAAAUGAUAAUUGUAGUAGUUUUUGUUACUCAGAGUUAUAUUAAGUUCUAUCUAGAUGACUUUUUUGUAACUUAUUUUCUUAAGCUACUUUGAUGUUACAAAUGAGGUAAUAGACCGAAUAAAUUUAAACUCCCAAGUCAAAAGUUGGCAAUAUGAAAAAGUUUAUUACAUUCUUUCUUUAUUUUGGUAUAAUGUGAUGUUAACGUAAUUUUUCUACAACUAAACAUCUCAAAAAUAAAUUGCUAGCCAAAAUUUAUUGGUGUACAUUUUCAGAAAUAAAAUAAAUCACUUUGUUUUUAUAGUCCUUCUUUCAUUAUAUUUACCUUCUUAAUAUUUGUUAUAGAGACAUACACAUGGUGAAUUUAUAUUGAGAAAAUCUUAAUCAUUUAAAUUAUUAUUUUAAUUGAUUUUAAUAUGAAAAAUUGUCAUCUAAUCAUAUCCCUUUUGUUUAUUGUAUUUUACAAACAUUUUAGAAGUGAAAAGGUUGAAAACAUUGCAUGAUGGUCAUUCUCAAUUAAAUCAUUAUUGUUAAGAUUUUAUAAUUGUGGAGUCCAACUUUUGUGAUUUGCUGUUUUAAACAUAGAAUUUUAUAAAGACAGAUUUUAUGUAGAA
Messenger RNA from Mytilus trossulus (common blue mussel), 12026 nucleotides. RefSeq lists its product as uncharacterized. Gene Ontology annotation, molecular function: DNA-binding transcription factor activity, RNA polymerase II-specific; RNA polymerase II cis-regulatory region sequence-specific DNA binding. The transcript has 8 exons. Gene Ontology annotation, biological process: regulation of transcription by RNA polymerase II. The coding region runs from base 98 to 6547 and encodes 2149 amino acids. Lineage: Eukaryota; Metazoa; Mollusca; Bivalvia; Mytilida; Mytilidae. The record is from RefSeq and is a predicted model, not a curated record.